AUGUCUAGCAUAUGCCCAGCAGUGAAUUGGGGCAACAAGCCGAAGCCGGAUAUUAUCGCAUGUAAGGCGAUAAUCAGAAGCAUGUUCUCCAAGAAGUACAAAGAAUUGGCCUGGAUAUUCUACGAGCCCAUUGAUGCCGAAUUUCUGGGCCUGUACGACUACCAUAACGUUGUGAAGUGCCCGAUGGAUCUGUCGACCGUCAGAUACCGCCUCAAUUCGAAUUUUUACUCAAGCGCCUUCGAUUUCGCUUGUGAUGUGCGCCUCAUAUUCUACAAUGCCUAUCUAUACACAAGUCCCGGCCACUUGUGCUACGAUAUGGCCAGGAAGUUGCAGGUCAUAUUUGAGGAUAUGUUUUCCAAGGUGCCGAAGACCUGUACACCCAACGAAAGUAGAAAGUGUUACGAAUGCGAACGCGUCAAAUUAAUGCAAAGCCUAGAGCAAAGUGAUGAGCAAAGUGAAGACCAAAGCGAAGACCAAAGCGAAGACCAAAGCGAAGAGCAAAGCGAAGACCAAAGCGAAGAGCAAAGCGAAGAGCAAAGCGAAGAGCAAAGCGAAGAGCAAAACGAAGAGCAAAGCGAAGAGCAAAGCGAAGAGCAAAGCGAAGAGCAAAGCGAAGAGCAAAGCGAAGACCAAAGCGAAGACAAAAGCAAAGAGCAAAGCGAAGACAUCACUAUGUCAUCUCAUUCCAAAAACAACACCGCAGUCCUUGCCGAGUACAAUAACCAAAUGCGCCAGGCACAGUCUAUCCCUCUGCGGAAGCAGGAGUCCGCGCCGCGGACGGCCUCCGAAGAGGACUUGGAAUUGCAUGCCAGAGUGCAGCAAUUGGAGGGCAUCAUGCUGUUGAACGUCAUACACAUGGUCCACCAGAUGGAGGGCAUUACUUUCGGGAAUGGCUACAAGGUUAUCGAGUUCGACGUGUGCGAGCUGAAGCCCAGCACAAAGCGCUCCAUCAUGGCCUACAUGGCCAGCAGAGGCGUCACCGGCAAGCGCAUACCGCGCGUGAAGAGAAACUAUUGAUUUUAUUUAGCACAAACUUUUAUUGCUUAACUAU
This is a messenger RNA of Drosophila navojoa, 1051 nucleotides long. It is a transcript of the gene tbrd-3, whose product is annotated as testis-specifically expressed bromodomain containing protein-3. Lineage: Eukaryota; Metazoa; Arthropoda; Insecta; Diptera; Drosophilidae. Gene Ontology annotation, cellular component: chromatin; nucleus. The record is from RefSeq and is a predicted model, not a curated record. Gene Ontology annotation, biological process: regulation of DNA-templated transcription; chromatin remodeling.